Cygnus atratus (black swan) is the source of this 2232-nucleotide messenger RNA. RefSeq names its product cell division cycle 42 (gene CDC42). Gene Ontology annotation, biological process: small GTPase-mediated signal transduction; modification of synaptic structure. Gene Ontology annotation, molecular function: GTP binding; GTPase activity. Lineage: Eukaryota; Metazoa; Chordata; Aves; Anseriformes; Anatidae. The record is from RefSeq and is a predicted model, not a curated record. Gene Ontology annotation, cellular component: dendritic spine. The coding region runs from base 328 to 903 and encodes 191 amino acids. The transcript is spliced from 7 exons.
AGCCCGAGUCGGCGGGGCCCCGCCCCCCCGGCUCGCUGCGUGGUGACGUCAGCGGCGGCGUGCCCCUGUGCCUGAGCCGAGGAGACCCCGCAGCGAGCUGCCAACGCCCGGCGGAGACGCGGAGCCCCAGAGCUGCUCUGCUGCCAUCCUUUGACAAAGCGCCGUGAAGGCGAGGCCUUAACGAGGAGACCGGUGACGACCGCGUAGUCAAAAGGAGUUCAGUCUGACCAUCUGUGUUCGUCUUUGUCUCCUGUUCAUCCGUGAAUGUUUCUUCUCCCCUAGAAAAAGAGGUUCACAUUGGAGUUGAUACUAUAGCAGACGUCAGCUAUGCAGACGAUUAAGUGCGUAGUCGUGGGCGAUGGUGCUGUUGGUAAAACCUGUCUCUUAAUUUCCUACACAACAAAUAAAUUCCCAUCGGAAUAUGUACCAACGGUUUUCGAUAACUAUGCUGUGACAGUGAUGAUUGGAGGAGAGCCUUACACCCUAGGCCUCUUUGAUACUGCAGGUCAGGAAGAUUAUGAUAGAUUACGACCUCUCAGCUAUCCACAGACAGAUGUGUUUCUGGUCUGUUUUUCAGUGGUGUCUCCUUCUUCAUUCGAAAAUGUGAAAGAAAAGUGGGUACCUGAAAUUACUCACCAUUGUCCAAAGACUCCUUUCCUGCUUGUUGGGACCCAAAUUGAUCUAAGAGAUGAUCCCUCAACAAUUGAGAAACUUGCCAAGAACAAGCAGAAGCCCAUAACUCCAGAGACGGCUGAAAAACUGGCCCGGGACCUGAAGGCUGUUAAAUACGUGGAAUGCUCUGCACUUACGCAGAAAGGCCUAAAGAAUGUAUUUGAUGAGGCGAUAUUGGCUGCCCUGGAGCCUCCGGAGCCGAAGAAGACUCGCAGGUGUGUGCUGCUAUGAACGUCCCUCCACAGCCCCUUCUGCAAAGCUGGUGUUUGAUGUCAUACUAAAAGCAAUGUUUAAAUCAAACUAAAGAUACAAAUUUUAAAAUUUGUUUUUGCAAUAAUGACAAAUGCCCUGCACUCCCAUCUCCCCCACACGAUCCCUGUGUGAGAUGAGAAUGUUAGUGUUUAUUCCCCAGUGUCCCCUCAAUUCAGUUAAACUAGUUAAUUUUGAGUAAUUAUGUAGUAUCGGAAAACACUGAUCAAUACUAGUUUUUUAUUUUGUUUACUUGUUUCUAAUUUUUUUGUUUAAAAUCCAGCCAUGCUUGUGAUGACUUUUUUCUGUAACAGACUAAUUCUAGGCUGUUUUAUUGAAGCCUUGUCCCUUAUAUCAGUCUGGCAAGACCUGGUUCUGGUUUCAAGAACUCCUAGGGCUGUUCUGCGGUCAGCCAGCAGCCUGUGUGUCAGCAGACUUUCGUACUACAGACAAAUAAAGGAAAGUAAGAUGUCCCAAGCUGGUGCUCAUCUAAGGAGGAAUGUAGAAAAUGCACCUGCAUCUCCUCUGAAUUUGCCUUGUAUCUCUCCUCCUGGCUUUCUACUGUGCAGGUCGUAAAUUUCUACCCUGUCCUCUAAGUUAUAAAGUCUUAGGAAUAGAAGAAUCCUUUUCUCUGGAUGCACCAUCAGAUUUGAAAUUAGCUUGCCAGUCUCUUCGUAAACUUUUUGUCACAAGAUGAAGAAAUAACAGCACGUUUUUAAACAUGCCACACUAACUCAGUUGGCUUUUAACAAGUCCAUCUUCUGCCAGUCCUUAAUUAUUUGAGAAAUGCUUAAAACGACCAGCGUAUACACUGCUGUUCAGACAUUGAAAGGACCCAGUGUGUGUUAAAACGAGUUUUGGAGCUGGUCUUGGUGGUGCAUCUUGUGCUGGGUGGGCCAGCAUCCUUCAAGGAGGGGUGGAAAUACAGACCUGUGUCAGUAGGAAGGAACUGCAAGGAGGGCUCUUGAAGGGUUUUCUAGUGUUUAGCGUGGCACCAUGUAGGGACCAGUUAAGGGAAUCCCCUUUUUCUGCAUUUUGUUUGUAAGUAACGUUGAACCUGCAAGAUGGGCUACAGUCCUCUAAGGAUUGUGUGCAGGAUCUUUAUGUAGACUGCAGUGUUAUUAAGGAUUUUACCAAAAAACACAUUUUGGCUUGCAAUUUUUUUUCCUUUUAAGACUUAGGGAAUCUUCUCCAUCUUCCCAAACUCCAAUUUCUUGUCAACUCAUUAGUAUUGAACCAUUGCUUUUUCAUGUCUAAGUUCUUUGUAUAUGCAUUCUUUUCAGAUGUAUUAAACAUAAAAUAUCUUCACGA